CCUUAAGAGGGUUAAUGUGGUUUUUCACUAGAUAAUUUCAUUUGUAUUUAAUUCCUUUACAAUUUUUAUAAUAUUAAUAUAUAACUAAAUAAUUAUAGUUACAUAUACUCCAUCGGAGUGAUGAUUGCAACUUGAAACAUAACCAAUUGGAGUUUUAGCACUAUAAAUUGGGAGACCCGUUUGAAAGCUUUCAUUCUCAUUUUGUCGAACACGUCCUCAUCCAUUUUUUCAUAAGAGCAAAAGCUCAAGAAUUUGCGUCGACAAUGGUCACCAAAAUUUACAUAGUGUACUAUUCUAUGUAUGGACAUGUGGAGAAACUAGCUGAAGAGAUAAAGAAGGGAGCUGCAUCUGUUGAAGGAGUAGAAGCCCAGCUAUGGCAGGUCCCGGAAACACUAUCUGAUGAAGUUCUCACAAAAAUGAGUGUGCCUCCAAAGAGUGAUGUGCCCAUUAUCACUCCUAAUCAACUCUCCGAGGCUGACGGUUUCAUAUUCGGCUUCCCUACAAGGUUCGGCAUGAUGGCUGCACAAUUCAAAGCAUUUUUUGAUGCUACUGGAGGCCUAUGGAAAGCACAGCAACUCGCUGGCAAGCCUGCUGGGAUCUUCUACAGCACUGGAUCUCAAGGCGGCGGCCAGGAAACUACAGCAUUGACUGCUAUCACUCAGCUUGUUCACCACGGCAUGAUCUUUGUUCCCAUCGGGUACACUUUUGGAGCUGGCAUGUUUGAAAUGGAGAAGGUGAAAGGUGGAAGCCCCUAUGGAGCUGGAACUUAUGCUGGUGAUGGUUUAAGAAACCCGUCCGAGAUUGAAUUGCAGCAGGCUUUUCACCAAGGGAAAUACAUUGCCACAAUUGCCAUGAAACUGAAGGGAGCUGCCUAAUCUCUCUUCCAGAUCAUGAUCAUUUCUUAUUUUGUCCAAGAUUCUACAUCUUUAUUUGCUGAGAUGCCAUUGUAUUUCUUGCUCUGCUACACAUGUUCUACUUCAUACCAAUAUCUAUGCCACUGUCCAAAAAGUUUGCCUACCUUAUAAAUUUGAACUAGCAUAUGGUGGUAUAUUUAUGUGUUCAAAA
Salvia miltiorrhiza (redroot sage) is the source of this 1065-nucleotide messenger RNA. RefSeq names its product probable NAD(P)H dehydrogenase (quinone) FQR1-like 1. The transcript is spliced from 4 exons. The coding region runs from base 264 to 875 and encodes 203 amino acids. The record is from RefSeq and is a predicted model, not a curated record. NCBI's taxonomy places the organism in Eukaryota, Viridiplantae, Streptophyta, Magnoliopsida, Lamiales, Lamiaceae. Gene Ontology annotation, molecular function: NAD(P)H dehydrogenase (quinone) activity; FMN binding.